Messenger RNA from Huiozyma naganishii CBS 8797, 3735 nucleotides. RefSeq lists its product as uncharacterized. The record is from RefSeq and is a predicted model, not a curated record. NCBI's taxonomy places the organism in Eukaryota, Fungi, Ascomycota, Saccharomycetes, Saccharomycetales, Saccharomycetaceae. Bases 1 to 3735 code for a protein of 1244 amino acids. Gene Ontology annotation, molecular function: RNA binding; protein binding. The transcript has a single exon.
AUGUCUGCUCCAGUUGGGUUUUCUGGCAGCGUGCCACCACCGCCUCCUGCCGUGGUUACUGACUCUGUGGCGAAGGGUGAGAAGAAGAAGAAGUCCAAGAAGCCAAAGGAGGACGGUGCAGAGGGGGCGGAGAAGAAGAAGUCUAAGAAACCAAAGGAUGAUUCCCCUGGUUCUGCCGAAAAGAAGAAGAAAUCUAAGAAACCAAAGGACGAUUCUCCAGGUAGCGCCGAGAAGAAAAAGAAGUCUAAGAAGGAGGAUGGUGCAGAGGGGACUGAAAAGAAGAAGAAAUCCAAAAAGGACGACUCUUUUAGUUCAACUGAGAAGAAGUCUAAGAAGGACGAUUCUCCUAGUUCUACUGAGAAGAAGAAGAAGUCUAAGAAGGACGAUUCUCCUAGUUCUACUGAGAAGAAGAAGAAGUCUAAGAAGGACGAUUCUCCUAGUUCUACUGAGAAGAAGAAGAAGUCUAAGUCCAAGAGUAAGGGCGAUGCUGUUGCCGGUGUCGCCGCUUCUCUUUCAGAGAUGAGUAUUGGGGACUCAGAAGCGGACAAAUCAGUCGCUAUUGAAACUGCACAUGGAGCAGUGGAAGUGGACGGUAUUGCCAUGUCCGCUAAGGCUUUCGAUAUGACCGAAGUUAAGAGCGCCGAGGAGACUCCCAAAUAUGGCGCCAACGAGUACAAAGUCUGCGGUAGACUAGACUACGGUACUAAGGGUACAAAGGUAGAUGUGCUAACAAAUCACCUCGUUCUCUCCUUGGGGGACGACGUCACAGGUGUGAAAAACAGCGAAUUGGACCCAUGGUGGAAAUCAGCGUUCAUUUUCACCUACCAUAUUGGUUUCAAGACUCCAGCUGCCCCACCUGCUAGAAAUGGGCGCAGUAUGCCACCUCCACCACCACUAUCUAAGCCAAAGAAGUACGAAUUGAUCGAGGCUCUCUUCGCAGAGGACGAAACUCUGUACAAGUACAAGGACAGAAUCGCCUUCAACGGUGAGGAGACUUUGUACUCACACGUUCCUCUAGAAGAAUUCACUCUAUUCGAUGGAUGUUGGGAUAUAAGUAACAAGCAGAAGAACAAGAUCUCUGUCGUUGGUUUGAACUCGGGUAAAAAGACCCAGAUCAAUGAAUUGGCUUCUCAAGUUGUUCUGAAAUUCGUUUCAAAAGUAGGGCUGGCCGACAUCUACAGAGGUACUUUGGGUAAAGUCCCAGAGGAUCAAGAAGACAAAAUGUCUGCUCCAGAAAAAGCCAUUUUCUUAUCCUUGCUUGGUGUCAAAUUGAUGCAAACUAAUGACCCCAUCUUCCAAGUCCAUGGGAACAAAUUCUUCGUUUUCAACAAAUACUCGAGGACUACUCCGUUCCAAAUGGGUGCGUACUUGAUGCACGGGUUCACCGUUUCUCUGAGAUACGCCUACGGGUCCGUUCUUUUGAACACCGUUAACGUUGCUAUGCCAUUCUACAAGCAUACCAAAUACCUACCAGGUGAUCCUAAAUUUAAGGAAGAUGAGAAGACUCAGUUCUCAUUGUUGGAUUGGAUCUUCGAGUGCUACCAAACUGCGGCCCUCGACAGAAACAGUAGAGGAGUCGAUACUAAGGGCACCCCAUCGGCGAACAGCAUCAACUUCUUCGUCGACAAGAACAACGAUGUUAAAGAUCUGUUGAAGGGACUGAAAGUGUACAGACCGUACAUCAACUACAGUGUCAACCCAGAUGGUACUUCUAAGCCACCAAAGAAACAAAAAUCCAAGGGUAUCGUCGGUUUCGCAAGAGAGACCGCAGACUCGCUAAAGUUCAACGUGACGCCAAGCGAUGUUGCCAACAAACUGGCCGUCGCAAACGAAAAGCCAUUCAAGAUGUCCAUCACAGAAUACUUCGCCAAGAAGUACAACAUCAAAUUGAAAUAUCCAGGUGUUAAGCUGGUCAGUCUAGGUGGCUCGAACGUCGUUCCACCAGAAUGUUUGACUAUUGUCCCAGGGCAGAAGCUAAAGGGUCAAAUAAAGGACGAGAAAGCUGUGAUCGACUUCACGGCAUUGAGACCCGGCGAGAAAUUCAAGGCCAUCAACAAAUUGGCCUUGCCAUUGAUCAAGAAGGCGUUGACCCCAGACGAGGAAAAAGUUCAGGCGCCACACAAUUCCGAUUACACUUUCUUGAAAGUGCCAUCUCGUGUUAUCGACGCUCCAGUGGUUCAGUUCUCUAAGUCCACCGUUGAAUACGUCGACAAACCCUUUGGAACAAAGGUUGCUGGCUCGAAAGUUCAACACCAGGAGACCAAGGGUAACUGGAACUUGGUUGGUCACGAAUUCAUCGAAACACCUAAGAACAAGUUGACAAUCAGACCAGUGUGUAUUGGGGACUCCGACAGAGCGCCACCAGGCGACGUCUUGAACCAGAUCAGAGAGAGUGUCCUAAAGUUUGCUUCCGAUGUCGCCAAAGUUGGUGUCGAUUUUGACGUUGCUGACAAGCCCGUCCUGAUCAACAACUUCGACUCUCCAAGACGUAAAGUCUCAGGUUGUGGUGGUCGUGGCGGUCGCGGUGGCCGUGGUGGUCGUGGUGGCCGUGGUGGUUUCGGUGGACGUCCACAGGUGUCCUUUGAGAUCACCCCAGGUGAGGAGGAUCUAUGCAACCUUCUGCAGAAUGUCCCAGCUAACAGCUACGUUCUGUUCAUCUUGCCAAAGGCUAACCAAGAUACCGUUUAUAACAGGUUGAAGUACCUGGCCGACUUGAAGUACGGUGUUAUCAACUCUUGUGUUCUAUGGAACAACUUGAGGAAAAACUCUGCGCAGUACAACGUCAACGUUGUCAUGAAGAUGAACUUGAAAUUGCAAGGUGUGAACCAUUCGCUAGCGAAUGACGAUUUGAAGUUGUUGAUGGAUGAGGCUACAGGGUUGCCAUUCAUGAUUCUGGGUGCCGAUGUGACACAUUACCCAGAGGAGGAUCAAAACUCGAUCUCUGCACUGGUCGGUUCCAUUGACGGCAAAUUCGCCCAGUUUCCAGGUUCCUACAUGCUACAGGACGGUCCCGGUGAGGAGUCCAUUGCUGGUAUUGGCAACAUGGUGUACGACCGGUUGAGAAUCUAUUCUGAACAUAACAUGGGCCAAUUACCUCCAAAGAUUCUGUUCUACAGAGAUGGUACCUCCGAAUCCCAAUUCUCAGAGAUUGUAAAGGUCGAAGUGAAGGGUCUCAAGGAGGCUUUGAGGAAGUUCGGUUCGAAGUUGUUGGGUGGUAAGAAAUACGAUCCACCUGUGACUACUAUCUCUGUCGUGAAGAGGAACCAAGUAAGAUUCAUGCCACUUCACGAGAACGCAGAAAAUGGGAACUCGGAAAGUGUCGCUGUCCAAUCCAUGGGCAACGUCAUGCCCGGUACCGUGGUCGACAGGGGGAUCACCUCCUCUGCCCAUUUCGAUUUCUUCCUGCAAUCGCAACAGGCUUUGAAGGGUACCGGUGUCCCCUGUCACUACUGGUGUAUCUACGACGAGAACGAGUUCACCUCGGAUUACUUGCAACAGGUCACACACAGUCUGUGCUACGUUUUCGGCAGGUCCAGCACGAGUAUCAAAGUGGCGUCGCCCGUGUACUACGCGGACUUGCUCUGCGAGCGUGGUGCCCAGUACUUCAAGGCGAACUUCAACGCCGCGAAACAAGAGUUUGUCAAGACGAACAAGCAGAAGGACGCCGUGCUACCCGCCGGUUUGCUUCUACCCGCUGUCAACAAGAAAGUCCAGGACAUCAUGUAUUACAUCUGA